Molecule: messenger RNA, 321 nt
Organism: Thlaspi arvense
Lineage: Eukaryota; Viridiplantae; Streptophyta; Magnoliopsida; Brassicales; Brassicaceae
Source: the annotation of a GenBank genome assembly
UUUGACUGGUGUGAAAAGGAGCAAGGUGUAGCGACGGAAAACGUUUUGUGUGAGUUGAUUCCGGACUGCCACAAGCGUAUUAGGGAUGCAAUAGCUGAUCUGAAGUCCACUUUGGCGGAAAUGGAAGAAACAAAAUGGUCCAUACAUACCAUGGAUAAGAGUGAAAAGAUUGUCAUCGGGAAACGAGCAAGCGUUCUUCUUUGGCGUGGAAAUAAGCUCGUAGAGACACAAGUCGAAUUAGUAAUCCAAGACAACUGCAGAUGUAUAACCAGUACGAUACCCGAACUAGUGAUCAUAGAACUUGUAGAGGCAUAUCACCAU